Molecule: messenger RNA, 363 nt
Organism: Acaulospora colombiana
Lineage: Eukaryota; Fungi; Glomeromycota; Glomeromycetes; Diversisporales; Acaulosporaceae
Source: the annotation of a GenBank genome assembly
GCCGUCUCCGGACUGAAUAUCGUUUCGUUUUCCCAAUAGAAUUGGUAGAAAGACGUUCUGCUUAUGAGGGCAUAGAGGCUCUCUUGCAGAUUCACCCCUUCGUGGAUUCUUCUAUGGAUGACUUCGAGUACGAGGAGUCUUCCCAAAGCGAGGAGGUACCGACGAUGCUCUACGGACAACUCAUCCAAGCCAAUGAGGACCUUGCACACAGCAAGCAAGUGGCAAGAUCCCCGGAUUCCGUUCGCGACUUUUGGCUUUGGCGAAAUGUCAAGGUAUCUAAUUUCACUGAAUCGGAUGAAGAAUAUGUCGAUGUUCGGAAUUUGGAUGAAGACCAACUCGCUACUUUCUCGCUCCCUGAGGCAG